AGUGCGAGCAGCCACAGUAUACACUCUAAGAUAUCGACCCGGCUGGUCGAACGUGUGUCUUAAUAUAACAAACAGCUAUACCACUGUAUAACUAAGAGGGGAAUGUAAAGACAGUAGACAGUUGUAGUCUUGUAAUAUAAGAGCAUUAGUCUUGCAUCAACGAUAAAAAGAUUUUUAAUAGUAUCGAUUAUUAAAUAUAUCGUGAUUUUUAAAUAAAAACAUUUUUGUGCGAGUUUAAUUUUUUUUUUAUAAAUCAUUUAAUUUUCGCGGCUGUGUCAGUGACUAUGGAAGCGCGCCAAAAGUGUAGUUUUAAAAAAAUUAAAUUUUUGAAAUAUAUUUAUAAGAGACUUUUGUAGAAUAAAAUCAUCUUAUUGUUGUGAUAAAAGCAGAUUAUUGGGGAUAUUUAUUUGUAAAGAAUAAUUUAGGUGGGUAAUUUAUUGAGAAGGGUGCAAUCCACGGUGAUGAUGAUAGGCGGUAAUGUUGCUACACCGCCGGGUACUACCAAACCGGUAACAGCUACUGUUAAUGAAAUAAUUAUUGUUGAUAAUAUAAGUAGUGCUGGUGGUGCUCAUAGUGGUAGUGGUAGUGGCAGUGGGAGUCCAGUAACUACCGCGGUAACGCGAACAACAAUAAACGAUGAUAGCGGCAAUUAUAACAAUAAUAAUAACAAUAAUGUUAGCAGCAACAAUAAUAAUGACGAAUUGGCGACAGAAAAUAAUAUCAGCAAUGGCACAAGCAAUAGCAAUAGCAAAUAUUGCUGUCAGAUUAAUGAAACAACGGCAACGGAUGUCGGUACGACUGUUACGCGGCCAUGGGAGCCGCCGUCACCGACUUUAGAUCAAUCCCGAUCACGAUUGUUUCAAAUUCAUCAGAGUCAUCACCAUCAUGCCAGUCAUCAUCAUUCAGGAAUUUCAUCAGCGCCGAUUGUUGAAAGUGUGAGCCAUCCCAAUUGCGCUACUGGGGCAUUCCCUGGUAACAGCAGUACAAUCAGUGGAGCAACACGUCAACGACUUCUUGAAUUGUCACACGGAUUGGGUGCUCUGAGACAUUAUAACGAUCUGGCAAACCAUGUGUUGUCGUUAAAUCAACAAGGAGCUGUUGUUACGAAACUUCUUGGAACUCUACGACCGCCUGGUUUAAUCGGUGGUAGUAAACCUAAAGUCGCAACUCCGGCAGUUGUUUCUAAAAUUGAACAGUAUAAACGAGAAAAUCCAACAAUAUUUGCCUGGGAAAUUAGAGAACGAUUGAUUUCUGAAGGAGUUUGUAGCAACGCAACAGCUCCGUCAGUCAGUAGCAUUAACAGAAUCUUAAGAAAUCGGGCGGCAGAAAGAGCAGCCGCUGAAUUUGCACGAGCCACUGGAUACGGAUUGUACGCCGCUGGACCCCAUCCGUAUUUCAAUUCAGCUCACCAUCAUCCUUCUACUCCCCAUCACCUUCCGGCUACUUGGCCAGCACCUGGAGCUCCAGGACAUCCAUGGAUGAUACCACCAUUAGCUACUGGUAUAACUGGAGCUGCUUCAUCGCUUCUUCUUCCAACGUCACUUAGUCCCGGAGCGACAUCCGCUUCAGCGGCUGCUGCCAAUUCAGAACAUGCACUUCGUGCUGCCGAUGUUAUUGCACGAGGUUAUAUGCAAGAUGACGAUGACGGAAGCUUAGACGGGUCAGAACAGCCUAAAUUUCGGCGUAACCGAACGACUUUUAGUCCAGAGCAACUUGAAGAAUUGGAAAAAGAAUUUGAACGUUCGCAUUAUCCAUGUGUAUCAACCCGUGAGAGAUUGGCUUCGAAAACAUCUUUAUCUGAAGCACGAGUUCAGGUUUGGUUUUCUAACAGACGGGCAAAGUGGCGACGUCAUCAGCGAAUGAAUCUACUGAAGCGUUCACCCCCACCUUCAUCACAGCCACCAUCAUCCCAACUGUCUGUAGCACAAACACCCAGAUCCGGAUCUCCAGGUUCCCAUGUGGUGUCAGGAGCUGGACUGGACUCGACUCACACGACAACUUCAAUUGCCGGCAUGGGUGGUAGAAAUAGUGCUUUUCAUGCUGUUGUCACAACAUCGUCACCGAUGAUGACAGAACGUGUUGAUGUUAAUAACUCUCAUGCCGUAAGAAAACCCAGUGCAUUUAGGAUGAUUAGUCAACUUGUCGGCGAAGAUUUACCUUCGCGUAAUUCAAAUAAUUCUAAAAUAGAAUCGAGAUCUAUAAAUGAAACCGGUUCUGAAUCGGUUGAAUUAAAAUCUUCGAAUGAAGAUGAAGACGAAGAAAUUGAUGUGCAAGAUUCAGAUCAAGAAUUUACAUCAUCGUCGCCAAUUGUUUGGAAAGAUCAGUGGAUUGAUCAGCAACCACUCGAACUUACUAAACAUGGUCGUUAAUAUUAUUUUUUAUUAUUUAUGUAAGUGAUCGUGUAUAUAUUUAUAUAUAAAUAUA
Microplitis demolitor is the source of this 2424-nucleotide messenger RNA. RefSeq lists its product as uncharacterized. Gene Ontology annotation, biological process: anatomical structure development; regulation of transcription by RNA polymerase II. Bases 462 to 2369 code for a protein of 635 amino acids. Gene Ontology annotation, molecular function: RNA polymerase II cis-regulatory region sequence-specific DNA binding; DNA-binding transcription factor activity, RNA polymerase II-specific. The record is from RefSeq and is a predicted model, not a curated record. Lineage: Eukaryota; Metazoa; Arthropoda; Insecta; Hymenoptera; Braconidae. The transcript has 6 exons.